AUGCAGUACCGCUACGUGGCAUUGGCUUCCUUGGCAGCCCUCGCAGUGGCAGCACCAGUUCCAACUGAGGAAAUCGACUGGAACAACCGUCCUGAGGUUCAAGACCUGGCGAAAAGAACGUUCCCAUUCUUCACUUUCUGGAAAGAGUUCCUGCCGUCUUCAAUGCUUACCGCUUUUGAGGACAAAGGUGGAGAUGCUGGCGAACAGGGUGAUGGUGGUGACUCUGAGCUCACCAAACGUGCAGAAGAGGAGCAAGGUGAUCCGUUGAAGGCGAGCGCUGAAGGCCACCAUCCCAAGGGCGUAGGUCACCAUGGCACCGACCAUGAUCCAAACUACUGGUGCUGGGAAGGCGGCAAUCACCAACAGAAGGGCCGCUGCAUUGGUCACCAUCCACCCGGCGUAGGACAUCACAAGGGAAAGGAAAAACCGCCUGGUGAAGCUGAAGUUUCUAAGCGUACAGCUGAAGCGGAGGUUGCGAAAAGUGCCGCUGAAAUGGAAGUUGCAAAAGAUGCAGCCGGGGACCAAGUCGAUCCGAUCCAGGCGAGCGCUGAGGGCCAUCACAGCAAGGGUGUGGGCCAUCAUGGAACCAAUACCGACCCAAGAUACUCGUGCUGGGAAGGUGGGAACCAUGUAAACCCUGGCGGCUGCAUCGGUCACCACCCACCCGGUGUGGGACAUCACAAGGGCAAGGGAGGACACCCUGGCACAGCUUAG
Molecule: messenger RNA, 714 nt
Organism: Cercospora beticola
Lineage: Eukaryota; Fungi; Ascomycota; Dothideomycetes; Mycosphaerellales; Mycosphaerellaceae
Source: RefSeq, a predicted model, not a curated record